AAAUGGAUAUUUUGUUUCCCAAACAGUCCCCGAUUUACUAGCAUCUCAGUGAAACACUGAACAAAAUGGAUUUAAUUUUUCAUGAAAAGCAAGAAGGAUCGCUCUGCGGUCAACAUUGUUUAAACAAUCUUCUUCAAGGUGCUUAUUUCUCUGCCGUUGAUCUAGCUGAUUUAGCAUCUCAAUUAGAUGAAACUGAGAGAAGUCAUUUAGGUUCGAAUUCUUCAUCUACGUCUCAUAACAUGGAUGAUUCCGGUUACUUCAGCAUUCAAGUUUUACAAAAAGCCUUAGAAAUAUGGAAUAUUUGUCUUUUCUCCUUUAAAUCUAGUCGACCCGAGGCUGUAGCUGCUCGUAUUGAUGCCCACUCACAAAAGGCAUAUAUAUGUAACUUUCAAGAUCAUUGGUUUUCUAUAAGAAAAAUAGGAUUACAAUGGUUCAAUUUAAACUCAAUGCACUCUGCACCAGAAUUGAUUUCAGACACUUAUUUAUCUCUAUUCCUGGCUCAGCUCCAGACAGACGGAUAUAGCAUAUUUGUUGUUUCUGGUAAUCUACCUGAUUGCGACGCAGAUGCCAUUCUAAAAUUAGCUCCAAUUGAAGCUAAUAAAGUAAAAUUGAACCAAACUCCGAGAUCCGGAUCAGAAAAUAGCUCUGAUUUAGAGAAGGCGUUAGAAGAGAGCAGGCAAAUGAAUGAAGAAAACGACGAAUCCCUUCAACGAGCUUUGAAAGAAAGUUUACAAGAAUAUGAAAAAAAUCAAACGUCUGAUAUACCUCAAUGUCAAAGCACAUCUCGUAUACCAGCUACUCAGGAAGAACUACGUCGCAAACGGUUGGAAAAAUUUGGUUCCUCAUCAAAUUAG
Messenger RNA from Dimorphilus gyrociliatus, 854 nucleotides. NCBI's taxonomy places the organism in Eukaryota, Metazoa, Annelida, Polychaeta, Dinophilidae. The record is from the annotation of a GenBank genome assembly.